Molecule: messenger RNA, 14119 nt
Organism: Rattus norvegicus (Norway rat)
Lineage: Eukaryota; Metazoa; Chordata; Mammalia; Rodentia; Muridae
Gene: Filip1
Product: filamin A interacting protein 1
Cellular component (GO): cytoskeleton; stress fiber
Source: RefSeq, a predicted model, not a curated record
GGGGAGAAAGCCCUUUUCUUGGUUUUGCAAAUACACCGCAGAGGUUCUGAGGCCAAAAUAUAAGGACUCAGGAAAGCAAACCAAGUUAUAUUAUUUUUCCUUAAAUGGUCAAUAUCACUCUUUCCCUAACAAGAAAAGGGAAAGGUGGUUGGCAGAAUACAAGUUUCUCUGGUAGUAAGUAGCUGGAGCAGUUGAAUUUCAAAGGCCAGGCAUCCUGUUGUGGCAGAACUCAGGAGGAAAGUCAGCCUUGAAGUGAGUAGUUUUAUGGUUUAACAUCCGAUGGACAACUUGAGAAACUCUGGGCAGAGGAAUGAAGUCAUGAGACUUUGCUAGUGUCCCUGUGUCCCCCACCCCUGCGGGCUUCGUUUAAGCCACAGCAACACGGAAGCAUGGCGUAAGUUUGUGUUUGCUUGUCCUUUUUUGGGAAAUGGUGUCAGUGUGUAAGACUGGGUGAUUUAUGUGUUUCUGGGGGCCUGUGGAGGACAAACCAAAGGAUAUUUUAAAGCUAGGACAGAAUUGAUCCCAAGUAAUUUGACUUCAAUUGAGCACUCAAGGUUUAAGGAUUUUUCCAGUCUGAGUUCCUUGCUUAAAUGCUGCUUCCUACUGCUUUGUCUUAAACGUGGGGAAAACCAUGCUCGUUACACUGUGGCCGAGGACCUUAAGAGUCUGCACUUAGGAAUAGCUCUUUCUCUUUUGUCAUCAUUGUAGCUGCAGUCUUCCAGGCGCCUCAAAUAAAUGAAUUAUCCAUUCCUUACUUUCCUAAAGAAAAUGCAUAGGAAAGACAUGACUCGGACAUAGGAGGGAGAGGGGAACGCAUGCUUAAAACAUCUUCCAUUCUGAGGAUCUGAGAUCAGAAGAUGAUUUGAUUGAAAACAGUAGACUUAUGACGUCACCAAGACAAUCAAGUUAUUGCCAACUUGUCUUGUUUGUCUGUAAGAGUUUUGCAAAAAUAAUCUCCCCCCUACACACGCAGACGUACAUGAGUCACAGGCAACAUAGUAAUAGGGAUAAAUUAACUUUCUUUUUCUUUAAUAUACUUAUGCCUCGAGUAACUCGUUUUAGAGCUUUCUGCCCGGGCUGGAGUGCUACAGAACAACAGGAAGGGAAGAGGCAUUGCUGAGUUCAUAAUGCUAUUUCAGUGCAGCAGUAGAGGCGCAUGAGGAAAUGACACCCGGGUCUGUGUCUGGAGCCUGCAGUUACUGUGACAACAAUGAAAUUCGAAUGAAAACAAAGAUGGUCUGCUCAAUGGGGAGAGCCAGCAAGCUGUGCCAGCUGAGAGGUGUUCAAGGCUCUCUGAGCUUCCUUGACUGUUCAGGAAGGGACUCGUGCUUGAAGGGCAGCCUGGUAUUUGGAUCAUGGAAGCUUGGUUUUCACACGCUGCCCUUUUGGACAUCCUCUGCUCUGUUGGGCACCACCAAACCAGAUGCUUUACUCACAGCCUGCUCUGCUCUGCUCUUUAAGCUAGUUGGGUUCGUGGUAGUCACUCCUCAGGUGAUGCCCCAACCUUGGUAAGACAUUCUCACCUUCAACUCUCUGCCCAUUCAACAGAUCAUUGCCCAGCUCACCAGGGGUUUCAUCAGUUACUGGGGCACUCAAGCCCCAAGUUUUGCAGAGUGAUCUGAUUCAUAAUAUAAUGACAACAGUAGCUGUGUGUAUCACCAUUUACAUGUGACCAUGUGUGAUAUAUGCGAAUAGUGAUAAUAACAGCCAGUGUACACUUGAGAGCAAUUUGUGCAAGCAUUAUGCCAAGCAUACCAUGUGACUGGUUUCAUGUGCUCCUCAGAGAAGCUCUAUGACUCCACCCUCAAUUUUUUUUAAGUGUUAGAAUUUGAACUCAGGGCCUCAAACAUACUAGAAAAAAUGAUCUACCUUUUUUUAAAUCCCUAAUCUCAUAGAUUAGGGAAUGAAAUUCAUACAUGCUGAGUAACUUGCCCAGUGGUAGAUAUAAAAUUCAAAGUCAGGUGAUUCAUCCACUUUUAUGCCUUAGUUCAGCCACCUUUUUGAAAUGUAGGAAGUUUCUCAAGGAGCAACCCCUGUGCCGUGUUUAGGAGACUAUAGAACUCAACACUGAAGGGCUUUGCUGCCCUUGUAGUUGUAGAAGGUUCACCAAGGGCAGAGGAUAAACAGACUGAAGGGCCUUUUCCAGAGCUCCCACAGCUGAACUAAAAGCUUGAAAGGCUAAUGAAGUCUAAUAACGCAGGAAGAAGUGGAAGACCUGGGCACAGAGUUCAGGAGAAGCAAGUCUUAGUCACUGAUUUUCUCUCCCAGGACAGUUUGGUUUCUGUCAACUGGCAGGAAGUUGUCCCAUCAAAGCCAAGCAGAAAGGAUCAGAGAGUCUGCCAUAGCUUAAGAACAACUACCUGAGUUGGGGAUUUAGCUCAGCGGUAGAGCACUUGCCUAGCGAGUGCAAGGCCCUGGGUUCAGUCGCCAGCUCCGGAAAAAAAAAAAAAAAAAAAAAGAACAACUACCUGAAAGUUGUCAAAUUUUGUGUUAUUUGAGACAAGAUCUCACUAUGUAGCCCAGGCUGGCCUUGAGUUAAUGAUUCUCAGCUUCCCGAGUUCUGGCUAACAUACUUAAUUACCUCUGGCUCUGCAGCCAGUGCAUGGCUAUUGUGAAGCUCUGCCAAGACAUUUUACCAGGUACUUCUUUUCAGCCUUUUAUCUUCAUAAUUCAAGAGUUACAUGAUGCUAAGUUCUAACCAUUCAGAAAUAAUUGGGAAAUUUUUAGUUUCCUCUGUUGACAUUUAACUUCUGGAUUGUCUGAAGUAAAGGAAAACAGUUUGAAAGGAAGGGAGUUUUAAUAUUAUAUUUAUUUUUAUUAUUUUGAUUUAUGUAUAUAUGCAUAUUCACUCCCAUGUGUGGGUAUGUUCAUAAGACUGCAGGUGCCCACGAAAGCCACAGUGGUUGGAAUCCCAGGACUGGAGUUUCAGGCAGUUGUGAGCAGCCCAAUGUGUGUGUACUGAGAACUAAAUUCAGAUCCUCUGUUAAGAGUAGCAAGGGCUCUUAACCACUGAGCCCUCUCCCCACAUUGCUAAUAAAUUUUAAAUGGAGCGUAUAGAAUGCUUUUUCUUAUGCCAGAGUCUGUAAAUACUUUAUUUUCCCAGUGAAUCAAACAGUUCUCCCAAAGAGAAUGUUUCAUACAGAAUGAAGAUGCAUAAUAGAACUAAGUUCUCCCUUCCGAGAGAUGCUCUAAGUUGAAAGCAGUGCCUUGGCCACCAGGUUAGCACAGCCUCGUCCCUCCUCCCAACACCCACUCACUAUUAUGCACUUGGCUAAUGCAUAGGACUUGCACUGUGGCUACAGGAUGAACAUCUUCCUCAAGCAAAGCUGAUGUGUGUGUGUGUGUGCGUGUGCGUGUGUGUGGCAUAGACCUGUUUCAUACAUGGUGAUGGGGAAAAAUUAAGGCAGAGAGUUUCCUUUUUACCAUCAAGGCUUUCUGCUUCAUUUGUAGAUCCCCUUGUAACAAAUUCAGAAUUUCCCCCCUAUUCUUCUUCUGCCUUUAAGUUAAAAGAUCACACUGUCAAAGGGAGGAAAAUCCUUAAGUGUUCUCUCCUUUGGUGACAAAGGACUUGACUGGUUGACUUCCGGAAUCUUCUCCCUACCUCACUCAAUUAUUCUAAAGCUCUCUUGGCAACAAGACUGACUGAUACUUUCCACACUGGUCUUUAAUGAAUGCCUCUUAAGUGGGAGAUAUUAACAAUUUAUCACACUUAAGAGUUAUUGAGAUCUCUGUAAGAUUUGCUAAUUCUCUUGAUACUUCUGUGCCUGUCUGACGGCAAGCAGAAAUGGGGGCUGUGAGUUUUAUGCCUCUAAUGAUUUUGUAGAUUUGCUUCUGGGGCCAUCUCUCCCAGGAUACAGAAGAGCUUGGACACCUGUAGACUCGCUUCAAGUGGAAACCAUCCCACCAUCCAGUGGGGCGGUUCUUAGCACUCUGGUAUUAGCGAUGCUUCUGGCACUAUGAUGAAAUAUCCACAGAAGCAACUUAGGAGAGGAGAGAUUUUCUCUGGUUCAUAGUUUCUGAAGGGACAGUCUGUCAUGGCCAGGAAGGCAUGGUAGCCAGAGGCUUGGUCUGUGGCCUUCAGAGCUUUUAACAUGGUAGAUUAGGUAUCUGUGCCCUCAGUCUGGAAACCAAAAGUAGAUACCACCUACAGGGUCCAGUUGCAGCAACCCACUUCUGCCAGUGAGGCCACAACCUCAAAGGUUCCAGUCUCCCAAGACAGCACUACCAUCUGGAGACCAAGUGUUCAAACACAGGAGUCCAUGUAGGACAUUUUACAUGUUACAUUCUGUUUGUUAUGCAAUGGUAAUGAAAUUCUAUGAAUCCAGUUCUCGUGCGAGUACUUGAAACAUGUAAGUGCCCAUAGCUCCAGAGAUUCUGAUCCAAGUUGGCCUAUGUGGGGACUUUCAUGUGACUAUAACUUGUAUUCGUAGAUUAAGUUCCCAAGUCCUCUGAAGGUAGCAUUGGGUUGGGAACAGCCCCUGCCCAGUGCUUGGUAGUGGGCUCUUCCCACACCUCCUAGUGGCUGCAUUUCUGUCUGAGGUCAGUGGAUCCCAGGAUCAUAUGUGGAUUUAUCUCUUAGAGUCUCAACUCGUGAUCAGUGACCGCUUCCUGAUUUGUCUUUUUGUGAUUGCACUUCGGUUCUAUAGAAGUGGCACAGAUGUAAACUAGGUCCAGAACAAGGACCUGAAUGUGAGGCCUCACGUCCUCAUGUAUUCAUCUCUAUCACACAGGUCUCAUAAACGUUAUAGCGGCUUAGCAAUUAUUGACAUUUUCUGUGAAAUGGGUGUAUGAGAUAGGUACUCAUAUAUGAUGACUUGACAGAUUGGGAGGCUGAGGGAACUGAGGCUGCCUCCCUCCCCACAGCAAGCAGGUGGCCCGUCUGAAAUGAGUCCAGGCGCUCCCAGUCCGUGCUCAUCCACUCUUAAUCACUCUGCUAUUUUGGAGCUGCUCUGAGGGUAUAAGGUGUUGAACAGCAGCUGCUCCUUGUUUCGGCAUGAGUCUGGUGGCAGCUGGCUUUGGUGCCAUGAGCGCUCACUCCUGGGUUUUUGCUUGACUAGGGACUAGGAUUGUGCCUUGCCUUCUCUUUUCCCAAUGAGUAAUCUGGUUGGAGGAACCCUACUGCCCUCAAGACUUCGUCCAGUGACUUUGCUCCCUAAGUCCAGCCUUUUCUUCCCUUGUGGUCUGUAUAAUACCUUAUGCCUUUCUGCUGGGAACGGGUUCUUUUACUGUUCCGGUCAUUCUAACCACAAAUUCUACUCCUGUUUUAGAUCCCUUGACAUUUCUUUGCUCUGUAAGUCCGGUUUGUCCCUUUCAUUCUUCCUGUAAGUCCUUGGUCUAUGCGUUCACACCACACCCCAGCUUCUCAAACAGGAUCCACAGCACCAGGAAGGGAUUAAUCAGUUAUACUCCACAGCAGCAAUGGAGCAUGGGAAGCACACUGUUCCCUCGUGUGAGGCUGGUCAGUGGGUCAGUGCAGUCGGAAGAACUUUUAAAAAAUCUACAUUUUUAGGCAGUACCUAUAAAAUUCUGUAUGUGGUACAUUCUACAACUUUCAAGUUCCACAGAACAGGCCCUUGAAUACCUGUAAGGAAAUUUAUCACUAGCCUAUUAAGUGAACCUUUCUUAAGAUAAAAAUCAACGACACACAUUGUGCUAUAGAUUUCUCUAAACAAUAGAAACAAAAUAGGAAGCGAGAGACUAUUGUGAUCACUUUGUAAUAAAUAAAUGCAAACUGAAACAGUGCAAUAAGAUAGUUCCAAUUAUGACUUAAGACUGCCUUUAGAAUCAUCUACAAGUAGUGCUGAACAGUGUUUGUUAAGUCAUUAAAUACCAGGAACUCGAGAAAGCAAAUAUUCUCAACCAGUUUUUAUUAUUAACAGGCUCCACAUCUUUGCCACCCCACAACAGGAGAGAGAGAGAGAGAGAGAGAGAGAGAGAGAGAGAGAGAGAGAGAGAGAGAGAGAGAGAGAGAGAGAGAAAACGAACUAUGGGUGUUUUUCCUGCUUCCCACCUCUAGACAUCAUAGCAAUGUUUUUUCUAAACAGUAACCUAAAAUCCGCCAGCACUGCCUGAGCAGCGGAUGUUACCAGGUGAGAGGGGGCGAGCCAUCACUCUGACUCCCAAGGCACAGAUGCACUUCCGGUAGCAAGCUAGAAUGUUGUUUGUCGUACCUGCAUACCACAGUCCAAAACUCAACCAUCUAUAGGCUUCACAACAACUGUUUGCUCCUCAUUCUUUUCCCACAAGCUCAUGAGAAAAAAAAAAAAAAAAAAAAAAAAAAGGAGAAUCCCACAACCAGGCUUCUCCUGCAGUCAUUAGCUGGAAACGCUCUCAUCCUCAGAAAUCUAUUUUGGAGUUAGGAUUGCUCCACUCCCCUACAAGUGGUGAAGCAACAGCUGCCAUUUAAUGAAUGUCCUUGCUGACAGUUCCAGAUGAAUACCGCGGAGUUUCCCCACCCGUGUGGAUGCUCCCCGUGUCGCUCCCGGAGGACAUGUUGAGUGGACUUGUUUGAUUUCAUCUUCUUUGCCACAGCUUUUUUUUCCCCCUUGCAUCACUUCCUCCAGAUUUUAGCGAUGCCGGAAUGUGCAUCAGGAUUCCCGGCUCCCGGGGAAUAAAGUCCCAGUGCGCGCAUGUGUUCCUGGUGAUGUACUGGGAUGGACUCUUUCCAAGACGAGCACGUGGACCUCUGAGCUCAAUGAGAAGAAAGGACAAGGGCUGGGAGCAGCCAGAUGAAAGUGGCUUGUGGUUUCUCAAGAACUGAAGAAUUGUGUCCAUUCGAGAAACAAAUUAGACAAAAGACAGAGCUCUUGUUUCCCACAUAGUGCUAAUGAAAGACGGUGAUCCUACAGUUGGAUGCCUGGCUGGAAUAUAUUAUCGUUCCAAUUUCUGUUUCUAGACACUCUCCACAGUGCUGGCUCGAUUACUGUGAGAUUUAAAAGGAUUUGGGCUAUGUGGAAGCAAGUGACCCUAGAGGGAGGUCUCUGCAUCCACUCAUGUUGAAGAACAAGUCCUGGGGCCCAGUCAGUCUCCUGUAGCCAGAGAGGGGGCUAGGCUGAUGCUGAGCUGGGAGCAUGACAGAACACAGGAUCCAAGCGUCAAAGCACCAGACAGCAAACAGGUUGAGAUGCUAUGUCAAUAUUGCACGGUCUGUACUCGCUCACAGGGACAGAGCUGACAGCAACACAGCCUCACUGUCAUGUGACCAGACCACUUACACUUGGGGGUGUCAGGGAUGCAUGCGGUAAAUUGAUUCUUGCUGUGGUCAAUUGGGAAUGCUGAGGUCGAGAGGGAAAUAGGGCUGGAUAAAUAGGGCCUAAGGGAACACAGCAGAAAUUAACGUGACUGAAAGUUGCCGCUACCAGGGAUGCUGGGACAGGUCCGCCGUAGCUCGAUACAUGUGGAGUUGGGAAGUUGCACUUUUUCCUCUAUGUGAUAAUUUUAAUGUCUUAAAAAUAUCAUGAAGAGAGUCUAUUGCACACACACACACACACACACACACACACACACACACACACAUACACACACACACACAUUUCAUCACACUUUAGACUGUAGUGGGUUUAAUGAGCCCAGAAAAUAUGCAUUUGUGGCCUGGAAAAUUCCUAAUCCAUACCAUUCCCACUUCAGAACAGUGAGCACUCUCACCAUGUUUGAGAAGGGGAGCAGAAGGCAUCCUACAAAAGUGUUUGCUUUGGGCCUUUUAUAAGUUUGUGCACUUUAACAAAAAUGCUUACAUGUAUUGAAUCCUCCAAGUACCCAGCUGCUGCUGAGCCAAUAAACCCCACAAGCAGCCAGAAGUGUUUCGAAGCACAAGUUGAAAGUGUUGCCUCACCACAUAUUAAAAUACAAGUUGAAGGGCUGGAGAGACGGCUCAGCGAGGAAGCUUGCUGCUCGUGCAGAGGACCCUGGCUCCGUUUCCAGCACCCUUUUCUUUGUGUGGCUGACGACUGCCUGUAGCUCCAGCUUUAGGAUAUCUGAGCUCUCUCCUGGCCUCUGUGUGCACCCGUGCACACACAGAUAUACAUGUAAUAUAAUGAGCCUUAAUAUACAUGUAGUAUUAUACAUGUAAUAAUAAAAUGAACCUUAAAUUGGAACCACACAAGUUAGACACACUUUCAUAGUGGUAUCGAAAUCAGCUUACAUCAGAUAAGGAGAUCAAGGGGGAAAAGAAUAGAAAGUAAAAAUCAACCCCAAAUAAUCCAAACCUGGCCAUGUAUGGUUUUAGUAUUGGAGGGCAGAGACAUAUCAAACCCGAAGUGGUAUUGUCAUUUAACCAACAGCGUUGAAAUGACUCUGGAGAAGAGAAAUUAAGUUUCUACAUCAUACUCAAAAUACAUAUUAGAUAGACCAGAAAUUUAAGUUUUAAAAAAAAUUUAAGUUCCUCAAACGUGUACAUAGACGCAGACAGAUGACCGUGGAAGACCUUCCUAAUCCAGAACAAACAAACACUCCAGGAAGGUGGGCCAGUGACCAUGGCCCAGUGGGCAAAGGGCCUUGGUGCCAGUCCUGACGAACUGAGUUGGAUCCAGUCAUGGUGGAAGGAAAGAACCAAGUCCUCCGUGUUGACCUCUAACCUCCAAUACACUCUGUGGCACAUGUGCACAUGCCAACAUGCCCCCACAUAAUUAUUUGUAAAGCAAAAGGUUUUUUAAAAAAACCCUGUGAAACAAAACAGUCAAAUGAGUUUGACUCUGUAAAAAAUGGGGAAAACUCUUGAUCAGGAAAAUAAAAACAAACACCCAAAAUACCAACAGAGCAGGACAUGGGCACAGAUACCCAUAAGCCCGACGCUUUGGGAGAGAAGCCAGAGGAUCAGGACUUCAAGGCCAGUCUCAGCUACUUACUGAAUUCAAGGCCGGUUUAGUGUUAUUGCAGCCCUGUCUCAUUGAAAACAAACGAAACAAAAAUACAAACAACCUUUAUGAACAAAGUUUAAACUUUAAAUAGCAAUUUGUGAUUUAGUGACGAAGACCAAUGUCUUUAAAACAAGGAGCUCCUUUAAGUAAAGCAAACGCCAUUAUAGAGAAAUGGAUAAAUGACAAUUCCAAUAAGCCCUUGGAAGACCGUUUAACCUUCCUGGGAAUAAAAACUUCAAAUUAAAAGAAUUUGUUAUGAUCUCAGCCAGCACAUUAACAAGGGACCGAAAAAAUUCUGACAUUAGUGGAAGUAGGAAACAGACGCUAUAUAUUGAUGGUGGGAAAUUCAACUGGGACAGGCUUCCUGAAAAAUACGGUUCGACAAUAGGUGACAAUAUGCUUGCAGUCAGAAGGAAAAUAAGUGCAUUUCCAUUCUGAAAAAUAAGAGAGUGCACACACACACACACACACACACACACACACACACACACGAAAUGCUUCUGAGAGCACAUUGUUUUCUUUUUCCUCCUAUUGUUCUCAAAUCUGGCAGAUGUAAAGCCUUUUAUUUUCAAAAAAGCCAGCAUACUUCUCACUCAGUUGUUUUGGUGACUUUACCAGGUUGAUUUACUGGGCUGGAGUUUUGAAGCAGGCUCAGCAGGCUGAAGCGGCAAGUGCAUCAUGGUAGCCUCUUGUUUCCUGAGUGACGCUAUGGUCCAAGCCUAAGCUGACAGCCCACAUUACAGAGUGUCAUAUGGGGUGGAUGUGCUCCAAAGUGGAGUCCCUCCCACAGGGAGGUGCGUGAUCCCCAGAUGCUUGACAGUUAGCGGGCUGGUGCAGAGCAGAGAUGGAGGCAGCAUCUCCCUUGAGUCCCAUGCGCUCACAUCCUGCUUCCCUCUGGGGCAGUCCUGCUUUGGGAAGAGCCUUGCCUGCAGCUGGACCUCGUGAGGGCAAGCCUGCUGUUUGCUGUCUGAUCCUGCGGCUGAGAUGAGUAGCGGUGGGAAUGAGAUCACGAAAUCAAGGUGGAGAAAGUUCAUCUAACGGGCAUGUCUCCUGCCCCAAGUCCUCCAUCAUCAGCAGUGAUGGUGGUAAGGGCCCCUCAGAAGAUGCAAAAAAGAACAAGGCCAAUCGGAAGGAGGAGGAUGUCAUGGCUUCCGGAACUAUCAAAAGGCACCUCAAACCAUCUGGAGAAAGUGAGAAAAAGACUAAGAAGUCUGUGGAGUUAUCCAAGGAGGACCUCAUCCAGCUCCUGAGUAUCAUGGAAGGGGAGUUGCAGGCUCGAGAAGAUGUCAUCCACAUGCUGAGGACAGAGAAAACCAAGCCCGAGGUUCUGGAGGCACACUAUGGAUCUGCAGAACCUGAGAAAGUGCUUCGGGUCCUGCACCGAGAUGCCAUCCUUGCUCAAGAGAAGUCCAUAGGAGAAGACGUCUAUGAGAAACCUAUCUCAGAGCUGGACAGACUGGAGGAAAAGCAGAAGGAGACGUACCGCCGCAUGCUAGAGCAGCUGCUGCUGGCUGAGAAGUGUCACAGGCGCACCGUGUACGAGCUGGAGAACGAGAAGCACAAGCACACUGACUACAUGAACAAGAGCGACGACUUCACCAACCUGCUGGAGCAGGAGCGAGAGAGGUUGAAAAAGCUCCUUGAACAAGAAAAAGCUUACCAAGCCCGCAAAGAAAAGGAAAACGCUAAGCGGCUCAACAAACUUCGAGAUGAGCUUGUGAAGCUCAAGUCCUUCGCCCUCAUGUUGGUGGACGAGAGGCAGAUGCACAUCGAGCAACUGGGCCUGCAGAGUCAGAAAGUCCAGGACCUCACUCAGAAGCUGAGGGAGGAGGAAGAAAAACUCAAAGCGGUCACUUACAAAUCCAAGGAAGACCGCCAGAAGCUGCUCAAGUUAGAAGUGGACUUCGAACACAAGGCCUCGAGGUUUUCCCAGGAGCACGAAGAGAUGAACGCCAAAUUGGCGAAUCAAGAAUCUCACAACCGGCAACUUCGACUCAAACUGGUUGGCUUAUCGCAAAGGAUUGAGGAGCUGGAAGAGACCAAUAAAAGCCUUCAGAAGGCAGAGGAAGAGCUCCAGGAGCUGAGAGAGAAAAUUGCCAAAGGGGAAUGUGGAAACUCCAGUCUCAUGGCGGAAGUGGAGAGUCUGCGCAAGCGCGUGCUUGAGAUGGAGGGCAAGGAUGAAGAGAUCACGAAGACUGAGGCCCAGUGCCGGGAGCUGAAGAAGAAGCUCCAAGAGGAAGAACACCACAGCAAGGAACUUAGACUAGAAGUGGAGAAGCUGCAGAAGAGGAUGUCUGAGCUGGAGAAGCUGGAGGAAGCGUUCAGCCGGAGUAAGUCGGAAUGCACCCAGCUCCAUCUGAACCUGGAGAAGGAGAAGAACCUAACCAAAGACCUGCUGAACGAGCUGGAGGUGGUCAAGAGUCGAGUUAAAGAACUCGAAUGCUCCGAGAGUAGACUGGAGAAGGCCGAGUUAAGCCUCAAAGAUGACCUUACAAAGCUGAAGUCCUUCACUGUGAUGCUGGUGGAUGAGAGGAAAAAUAUGAUGGAGAAAAUAAAGCAAGAAGAGAGGAAAGUGGAUGGGUUGAAUAAAAACUUUAAGGUGGAGCAGGGAAAAGUCAUGGAUGUGACGGAAAAGCUAAUCGAGGAAAGCAAGAAGCUUUUAAAACUCAAAUCUGAAAUGGAGGAAAAGGUGUACAGUCUGACAAAGGAGAGGGAUGAGCUGAUGGGUAAACUGAGGAGCGAAGAAGAAAGGUCCUGUGAACUGAGCUGCAGUGUAGACUUACUAAAGAAGCGGCUUGAUGGCAUAGAGGAGGUAGAAAGGGAAAUAAACCGAGGUAGGUCGUGCAAGGGGUCUGAGUUCACCUGCCCGGAAGACAAUAAGAUCAGAGAACUAACGCUUGAAAUCGAGAGACUGAAGAAACGGCUCCAGCAGUUGGAGGUGGUGGAGGGGGACUUGAUGAAGACCGAGGACGAAUAUGACCAGUUGGAGCAGAAGUUCAGAACCGAGCAGGAUAAGGCAAACUUCCUCUCCCAGCAGCUCGAGGAAAUCAAACACCAAAUGGCCAAGCACAAAGCCAUAGAGAAAGGGGAGGCCGUGAGCCAGGAAGCCGAACUGCGACACAGGUUUCGGCUGGAGGAGGCUAAAAGUCGUGAUUUACAGGCCGAGGUGCAGGCUCUCAAGGAGAAGAUCCACGAGCUGAUGAACAAGGAAGACCAGCUGUCUCAGCUCCAAGUCGACUAUUCGGUCCUUCAGCAAAGAUUUAUGGAAGAAGAAACUAAGAACAAGAACAUGGGGAGGGAGGUCCUCAAUCUGACCAAGGAGCUAGAGCUUUCCAAGCGCUACAGCCGAGCUCUCAGGCCGAGUGGGAACGGCCGAAGGAUGGUGGACGUGCCUGUGGCCUCCACUGGGGUGCAGACCGAGGCGGUGUGCGGGGAUGCUGCGGAGGAGGAGACCCCGGCUGUGUUCAUUCGCAAAUCCUUCCAGGAGGAAAAUCACAUCAUGAGUAAUCUUCGACAGGUAGGCCUGAAGAAACCCAUGGAACGGUCCUCGGUCCUCGACAGGUAUCCCCCAGCAGCGAAUGAGCUCACCAUGAGGAAGUCUUGGAUUCCUUGGAUGAGAAAAAGAGAAAACGGUCCUUCCACUCCGCAGGAGAAAGGGCCCAGGCCAAACCAGGGUGCAGGGCACCCCGGGGAGCUGGUCCUAGCACCAAAGCAGGGCCAGCCCCUACACAUCCGUGUGACACCAGAUCAUGAGAACAGCACUGCCACCCUGGAGAUCACAAGCCCCACAUCUGAAGAGUUUUUCUCUAGUACCACCGUCAUUCCUACCUUAGGCAACCAGAAACCAAGAAUAACCAUUAUUCCAUCACCCAAUGUCAUGUCGCAAAAGCCCAAAAGUGCAGAUCCUACUCUCGGCCCAGAACGAGCCAUGUCCCCUGUCACGAUUACUACUAUUUCCAGAGAGAAGAGCCCGGAAGGUGGAAGGAGCGCCUUUGCCGACAGGCCUGCAUCCCCCAUCCAAAUCAUGACGGUGUCAACAUCUGCAGCUCCCACUGAAAUCGCUGUCUCUCCUGAAUCUCAGGAAGUGCCUAUGGGAAGGACUAUCCUCAAAGUCACCCCGGAAAAACAAACUGUUCCAGCCCCCGUGCGGAAGUACAACUCCAAUGCUAAUAUCAUCACCACGGAAGACAAUAAAAUUCACAUUCACCUGGGUUCUCAGUUUAAGCGAUCUCCUGGGCCUGCCGCUGAAGGCGUGAGCCCAGUUAUCACCGUCCGGCCUGUCAACGUGACAGCGGAGAAGGAGGUUUCUACAGGCACAGUCCUUCGCUCUCCCAGGAACCACCUCUCUUCAAGACCCGGUGCUAGCAAAGUGACCAGCACUAUAACUAUAACCCCGGUCACAACGUCAUCCACACGAGGAACCCAAUCAGUGUCAGGACAAGAUGGGUCAUCUCAGCGGCCUACCCCCACCCGCAUUCCUAUGUCAAAAGGUAUGAAAGCUGGAAAGCCAGUAGUGGCAGCCUCAGGAGCAGGAAAUCUGACCAAAUUCCAGCCUCGAGCUGAGACUCAGUCUAUGAAAAUAGAGCUGAAGAAAUCUGCAGCCAGCAGCACUGCCUCUCUUGGAGGGGGGAAGGGCUGAGGGCAGUGGCUAAGGGGGUAUGUUGUAAGGAUGCUACUGCUGCAGUGGAAACAAACCUUCCUCUGUGCCAACCCUUUCCUUGUACUACUAAUUUAAGUUUUAAAUAUCUUGUUUAUAAAAUAACCAUUUAAUAGCCAUGCACCCCCCUCCCAUUUUGUGCAUCUGUUUCAAUGCAGGGGAAUAGAAUUAAUUAGCAGAAUUUCUGUUUGCUGAAUGUUCUGUUGAAGAUGUUGGUCCAGUUCAGUUUUACUUCUAGCAUGUGGCCCCAUUCAAGGUAGCUCACGAGUUGUGAAGCCCUCAAUAUCGUCACCGGAGAGAUUUGAGGACCACAUUACAUAUGCUCCCAAAGGCUGGCUCCCAAUUUUCCUAAUUGUAAGCCAACUUUAAUAGACUCAGUUCUGUGAUUUUUUUUUCCAAAAAAAAAUAUUUUGAAAUAGGACAGAGUUUAACAGUUGUCAUUUUGCACUAUCAAGCCAUGAGUUUGAUAUAUGGGUUAUAAGAAAAGAAUACUUUCAGAGCUAUCACAGGGUCUCUAAACUUUUGGAAAAACAAAAGCCCCUAAUAUGACCUCAGGAAACAAUUUGAACAUGAAAUAAAAUGGAAAUGAACUGUGGAAUCUUAAAAA